CUCGUCUACUGCCCCUGCUGGGAUCCCUGGAACUUGGGACCACGGAAACUAAUCGAGACCCCUCGGCCACCAAGAAAGACCUCCCCAGUGAAAUCCAAGCUAACUCCUCCUCCUCCGGCUUCAAAAAAACAAAAUUAUGCCCAACUGAUAACAAAAUCUGUUAUUGCCCCAAAGUAUGUCAGAGAAAUGCCAGAACCCGAUGGGAUUCCUCCCAGACCUCAGCUCCUACAAGCCCAGGAAAUAAUAAACGUGUCACCUGGCUACUGCUUCGUUCGGAAUAGGGAGCAGAUUUGCGUCACCUUGGGAGACGAGAUGUCUGCUAGGAAAAAGCAUUCAGAAUCAGAGAACAUGGACAAAGUCAGGACUUCCAGGACUGCUAUCAUUACUGACCUCGAAGAACAGAUCUCAGAGCUGACAGCGACAAUAGAGCAAAUGAACAGAGCCCAUCGUUCUGCCCAAAAACUGCUCGCCAAUGAAAUGGAUCUCCGCUGUGCUGAGACGCAGAAGAACUUUGAAAGCAAGAGGAGAGAACUCGAGGAGACUCACGCAGCACAGCUCAGUGAGCUGGAGAAAAACUACAAAGCAGCCUUGAAGGCAGAGAAGUUGGCUGCUCAGGUUAAACUAGAGGAUAUGGGAAAGGAAUAUAAGUAUCUGAAGAAUCUGUUUCAUAUAUAUCAGGACAGCAUUUAUGAUGGAAUGGAGAAGUGGUCAGAGAAGAAGGCAGAAUGGGAGAAGGAGUGGGAAAAGAUCCUGUUACAGCAAAGAGGUAGCAUGAAGACCCUGGAGUCAAGGCUGGGAAAUGGGGUGUGGAGCUGCUCCUGUCUGAGUCUUUACCUGGAAUCUUGGUGUAGCAUAGCCCACGUCAUCACCCGGACUCCCAGCUACUCGUACUACGCUCAUCCCAUGUUGCCAGAGUCUAUGCUAAGAUGCUACGAGCAGUUUUGGAAGACCGGAAUUUAG
Molecule: messenger RNA, 960 nt
Organism: Lagenorhynchus albirostris (white-beaked dolphin)
Lineage: Eukaryota; Metazoa; Chordata; Mammalia; Artiodactyla; Delphinidae
Gene: FLACC1
Product: flagellum associated containing coiled-coil domains 1
Exons: 11
Cellular component (GO): cytoplasm; outer dense fiber; sperm fibrous sheath
Source: RefSeq, a predicted model, not a curated record